Molecule: messenger RNA, 318 nt
Organism: Caenorhabditis angaria
Lineage: Eukaryota; Metazoa; Nematoda; Chromadorea; Rhabditida; Rhabditidae
Source: the annotation of a GenBank genome assembly
AUGCUUCGAGUCUUCCUCAUAUUCGCUCUAUUCUUCUUGGCAAUCCCCGUCGCUUCACAACCACCAAAUGGUAAUUUUGUCCGCUGCACACACGAUGGACAAUGUCAACAGAACGAAUUCUGUGGCAGACGGGUAAUCCGAAACCGAGUUCAACGAGUUUGUCUUCCUCGACCAAUUGUGGCUGCUCAUAGAAAAUGCAAAAGGGAUUCGGAUUGUCCAGAAGGAGAAGUUUGUCGUACAUCGAUUGGUAAAAAUGGAAAACCUUAUAGAUAUUGUGGAACACCUAUUACUAGAAAAGGGGUUUGGUAUUUUUAUUGA